AUGGUCUGUGCCGUUCUGAUGGUAUCCGACGGUCCGUGUUUAGCUGCGGAGGCGCGCCUUUUGGCCUCCCAGCCGGAUCGAGGCGGCUUCGAGGCGAAACGGUUUCCAGUUCGAGCGGUAUUGAGAAGAAUGCCAGAAAAACGAAAAGAGUCCCAUUCUGAUCAAGCUGGUGAGUAG
Messenger RNA from Protopolystoma xenopodis, 177 nucleotides. The record is from the annotation of a GenBank genome assembly. Lineage: Eukaryota; Metazoa; Platyhelminthes; Monogenea; Polystomatidea; Polystomatidae.